CUUGGCACUAAGUCAUGUUUGAAUCGACCAGUCUCGCCGUCCCCGUCCGCUCUUGGCCCUAUGGGUCGAUCUCCUUACGCGUUCAUGCCAGAAGGAGAGCUGAACCAGGUGCUUGGGUCUACAUCGGAAGUAUGCUCUCGUCGUUGAAAUCUCUCAAAGCUUGAGGUAUCUUUUCAAUUCUAGAUGCCAACACUCACAGUCUUUACUUCAAGAUAUUCUUGUCACUCAUUUUGAUCGGGUUCUUACGCCCAUUGUUCCUUUUUCAGUCUCUCGUUGAUCUGUACUGUGUUUUUGUAUUAAUUAUUUUUCAUAAUGAGGCUCUCACGGGUCUUGGCAGUGCUGCAAGCCUGCCAGUUUGUGCAACAUGUUCGUGCUGUGGCAGCCACAGAUACCCUUAUGGAUGGAGACUCGGCUCAGUCAGGUUAUCUACCAAACCAUAAUAUGGAUCCGGCUGUUGUUGCUGGUGGGAGUUUUGGACAGAUUUGGGCCUAUACCACACCUACAGGCGCUUCAGAACAGUUCUACGCCAAGCCCCUCGUCUUCACUCCAUCCAGCACUGGUCGUCAAGUCGUCUUGUCUUUCUCGGAGCAAAACAGAAUAUACUCUUUGGAUGCCGCCAAUGGUACUCUAGUUGCCACCCGUGAUCUUGGUCUCGAGGGUGAAGUACCUUUCCAGGUUUCUGAUCUCGGACAAUGCAACGAUAUAAGUGGCACGAUAGGCGUGACUGGCACACCAGUCAUUGAUCCUACGACAGAUACCAUCUACUUCUGGGCCAAGAGUUACCUCGGAACUGCGACCGGGUAUCAAAAUGGCGCAUACAGAUUCCAUGCAAUUGAUGCUGUCACCUUGAAGGAACGGCCAGGAUUUCCCACCAAUAUUCAAGGCACCCCCGCCGAUAACGAUAAUACGCGCUGGUUCACUGGAGGAACUGUUCUCCAAAGACCGUCUCUCAAUUUGGUCAAUGGAGUUGUCUUCGCAGGCUUUGGUGGUCAUUGCGAUCAAUACAACUUCACUGGCUGGCUCGUCGGCAUGUCAGCAUCAUCCGGCAAGCUCUUGACCUCAUACGUGACAAGUGGUGGUGCGGGUGCUCCAAAGCAAGAUGGUACUUUCAAUGGUGGUGGAGGAGGCUCUGGUAUCUGGAUGGCCGGUGCAGGAAUCGCUUCUGAUCAAGCAAAUCGUCUAUUCUUCGUCACAGGAAACGCAUACAAGACAGAAGUCAACCAAAACCAGCCCGCCUCUGGACGUCUCCACCUCGACACACUCAGCGAGACUGUGGUCAAUAUGGCAGUAAACGCUUCCACGGGUGUCGUAACACAGCAAGAUUACUUCGAGCCAUAUACCUACCUCGCCAUGGACGCUGGCGAUCGUGAUCUGGGCUCAGGUGGUGUUAUUCUUCCUGAUCCUGGGACUUUCAGCGGUGGUGGAGUUUCCAGACUGGCAAUUACGGUUGGAAAGAAUGGUGUCUGCUAUGUCAUGAAUGCGGAUAAUCUCGGAGGUUACAAGCUCGGCUCCGGUGGUACUGAUGCCAUUGUGCAGACAAUCAGCAUGCCUGGUGGUGGAUCUGUAUUCAACAAUGCUGGCGCGUAUCCUCUUGAAGGUGGUUGGCUUUACAUCACCCCAGUCGGAUAUCCCACCUUGGUCUACUCUCUGGGUCAUACAUCUUCAGGUCUUCCUGCCUUCACUCUCGUGUCACAAACUCCAGAUACUUCCGCUGCACGUGUCGGCACUGGCCCGGCAACCAUCACAACUUUGAAUGGACAAGCCGGAACGGGAAUUCUGUGGGUUAUUGAUCCUGAUGCGGGUCUGAGAGCCUAUAACGCUGUGCCCGUUAAUGGAGUUAUGACGAAGAUCAAUCUUCCUUCUAGUCCUUCUGUCUCCAAGUACCAGCGUCCCGCUUUUGGUAAUGGCCGAUACUACAUCUCUACCUCCAAUGGUAAAAUUCUAGCCUAUGGAUCUCCUGUCAAUACGCCUUUGACAUGCACUUCUCCUGUAGAUUUUGGUUCCGUUCCGAUUGGCAAUACCAAAACAUUGAAUGUGACUUGCACUGCAAAUAUUGGCAUCACUUCGUUCAAUGGCAUCGUUCUGGGAAAGUCAGUCUUCUUGGCCUCAAACUCUAGCUUGCCAAAAGGAGCUCUCGCAAAAGGCGCCAGCUUCAACCUCCCAGUUGUCUUUGAUUUGACAAAUCACCAACUCAACGCUGGGAGUACCUCUUCGCCACAAGUAUCGCCCGGUGUGCAGACCACGUCAAUCAGUCUCCUCACGACCAACGCCGUAGCUGGCUUUGCCACUCAACAACCCAUCACUCUGACAGGAAUGAGCAUCAGUUCAGCUCCUUUCUUAGCAAUCAACCCUCUGAUGGUUGAUUUUGACGGUGUGGUGGUUGGAUCUGCCGCUGCAGUAACAGGAAGCGACAGCACUUUCAUUAUCAGCAACAUCGGUCUCAGCAAUAUGACCAUUUUAGGCCUUGCAUACACUACUAGUUCUAUUGCUUCUGCCAACGCCUCAUUUUACAAUCUUACAGAAACCACAAAUGCCAAUGGGACCACGGUCACAACUUUUGAUGCCAAUGGAUACUUCACGUCUGAGGACAUGCCUCAAGUCGGAACUGUGAUUCCUGGUGGAGGAAGUAUUACCGUGGAUGCUAACUUCAACUCCAAUGUUACAGGAACAUACUACUCGCUCCUUGAAGUUUAUUCCGAUGGUGGAAAUGCAUACACAAUCUUCACAGGUUCUGCUGCUACAGUUCCCGUUGCCUUGCUCGAAUAUUCCAAUGGGGAAGGUGGAUGGACCACGAUCCCACAUUGUACCACUCCAAGCGCUGGCUGCACAUACGAAAUCGAUUUCUCUCCUUCUCCAGGAUUAACAAGUCAGACUAUCCAGCUUCGAAUGUCCAACAAUGGUGGAUCAGCACUCACUGUCACGAAGUCCAAACCACUCGAAGGAGCUGUACUUGGUGCAACAAAUCCUGACACAGAUUUCUAUGAAGGUUCAUCAGUCGUUCCUGGAUCCUAUGAAUUGGCAUCUGUUGUCUUCGCACCAGGCGCGUCCGUUCUCAAUGCUGGCAGUUUGUUCUAUUCUGGAGCAUGGACUUUGAAUACCGACGACUUGACUUUCGGAGUUCAUACCUUAAACUUCACCGGCACUGUAGUUUCAACCCAGACAGGUCCAAUGUUAUCUGCUGGAAACGCUCGUUACAAGUAUCUCGGCUGCUUCCAAGAUUACAUCAACAAUGUCCGUCUGGAACCCAAGGAAUAUGUCAGUGCAGCAAACAACACGAAUGGUCUGUGCCAGACUGAAGCUCUUGCUGCUGGUAUGAUUUUCGCUGGCACAGAGUACAUGCAAGAAUGCUGGGUCGGAAACAUCAUCCCCAGUGCCAGUCUCCAAGUCGAAGACAACUUGUGUGGUUAUGCGUGUGCUGGCGAUCCAACGCAGGUAUGUGGUGGCCUUGGAGGCUUGAUCUCGAUCUAUUACGACUCAACGCGAUACUUCCCAAGCAACGGAACCAUUGUUGGAGCCUCAGGCCUUGCUCCUUCUAUUCCUAAGACUCUUGCAGGCGGUUGGCAAUAUGCAGGCUGCUACUCCGAUUCAGCUACUGCACGAGUCUUGGUGGGCAAGACUUCCGCCGGGUCUACAAUCUCGUUGGAUACUUGCGCAACAUUCUGUUCCGCUUAUAGCUUCUUCGGUGUUGAAUAUGCUGAUGAAUGCUACUGCUCAAACACCCUUGCGACUUCCAGUGUUCUCCACGCGGACACAGAUUGUUCUAUGAAUUGCGCUGCGAACCAAUCCGAGUUCUGUGGUGCUGGAAGCAGGUUGUCUCUAUACUACAAGAACGGCACAACAAUCGCGGCUCCUUCAUCAACAACAUCAACGAACAUUGCCCUGACUGGAACGGCCACUGGGUCCUCCACCACGAAUUCUCCUGUCGCCUCUAGCAUACCGAACUCUUCAUUCAUGACCUUGGGAUGCUAUACCGACAACACUGUGACAUCUCGUGCAUUGGUUGGGGCAGCUACAGCAAGUGCAAGCAUGACUCUAGAAUUUUGCGCUGCUUACUGCGCUAACUACAAAUACUUCGGCGUCGAAUACGGCGAUGAAUGCUACUGUGGCAAUGCUCUUGCCACGACAACUUCACCUGCUACAGAUGGUCGAUGCAGUAUGAGCUGUGCGUCAAACAGCGCUGAGAUCUGUGGAGGCAGUUAUGGGAUGAACAUUUAUCUCGUGUCCACCUCCAACUCAACAAGCAGCCUGACUUCAACACAAUCUUCGGCGUCCGUCAGUGUUUCCACGUCUCUUGGGCUUACAUCGACGUCCCUCAGCAGUUCAGUCGCGACCUCAUCACGUGCCACGACUUCGAGCUCCGUUUCUGCGUCCCCCACGCCAUCUAUCCCUGCUACCAUUGGCCAAUUCACUUACCUUCACUGCCACAGUGAUAAUGUGACAACAAGGACUCUUCAAGGAAAGUACAUUGCAACAGCGGAUAUGACUCUUGAGAAUUGUGCAAGCAAUUGCACUGGAUAUGCUUAUUUCGGAGUCGAAUACGCUCGAGAGUGCUAUUGCAGUAACGUACUCACCUACGGAAGUUAUAUCGCAACAGACGGCAGAUGCUCAAUGAAAUGCGCCGGAAAUUCGCUUGAAUACUGUGGAGGCUCCAAUGGCUUGACACUUUAUCAGAACAUCACAGUUCUUGGAUCGUCUUCUUCACUUAGCUCGUCGAUGCCUUCCUCAACAAGCUCUCUAUCCUCAAGCGUACUGUCUUCGGUCUCGACCCUGUCAAGCUCGUCGAGUUCGAGCGUGCUUAGCUCGGUGACUUCUUCUGGUCUCAGCUCGUCAACCAGUCUGGUAUCCACCUCAAAUUCGAUCUCAAACCAGCAGUCCUCGACUUCGACACCGCUGUCCAGCACCAGCAUGAGUCUGUCGUCAUCAGUGUCAUCAUCGACACCUGUACCAAGCUCCAUUUCCUCAAGUCUAUUGUCAUCAUCCUCUUCGACAUUGCUCCUUAGCACUAGCUCAAGCGUCCUAUCAUCCGUCACAACGACAAGCUCCAGCUCUUCUCUUUCAUCUCUCACCUCUAGCACGCAGGUCUCAUCGACCCAAACAAGCACCAGUCUCCUUUCGUCAUCCUCGAGUCUCCUUUCCAGCUCUUCACAGCUAUCCAGCGUUUCCACAACGUCUACAAGCGUGUUACUGUCUACAAGCUCCGUAUCUACCUCUUCCAGCUCCAGUUUCAUGACAGUAACGACAUCUUCCAUGCUCUCAUCAAGCACGAGUCAAGUCCAAUCAUCCUCAUCCAUCAGUAGCUCGAAUGUCCCAACAGUAACACCAAACCCAUGGAUAUCCAUGGGCUGCGCAAAUGACUCAACCGCAUCUCGCGCCCUCUCAGGAUCCUCGAUGACAAACACAACCGGAAUGACCAUCGAAAUGUGCCAAGCCUACUGUACAUCCAAGAACUUCCCCAUGGCUGGUGUUGAAUACGCGAGUCAAUGUUACUGCGGAACAACCCUCGGUCCCAACUCCGCCACCGGCUUCACAGGCUGUUCUAUGGCGUGCGCGGGCAACAAGUCCGAAAUCUGCGGAGGUUCUUCCCGGUUGAGCGUUUACAACAAUACUGCUUUCGUUCCACCCGUUAUCCCGAAGACUGUUGGCAGUUACCAAUAUACCGGCUGUUACACCGAACUUUCCACCGGGCGAGCAAUGGGAUCGUUAGGCUUGACAAACACCACUGGCAUGACGGUCGAGAUGUGUAUCGGCGUCUGCGGGGCUAAGGGCACACCGUUAGCAGCGCUCGAAUACGGAUCUCAGUGUUUCUGUGGCAGUUCGAUCUCCCUUUCUUCGUCGGUGGUUGAUGAUAGUCAGUGUACGUCUAUGUUGUGUCCGGGGAAUAGCAAGGAGUGGUGUUCUGCGGGUAGUAGGUUACAGAUGUAUUCAACGGGUUCGUGAGGGUUUCUUGUUCAUAGAGCUUAGAUCAUAGACUGUAAAUGAUUGGGUGUUCGAUUGGUGUUGUAAAUGUUAGAUCUUCUUAUACAUUAUAAUGUAAUGGCCGUCCGAACUGUUCGUUCUUCAAUUGUACCUGAUGUCAAAUAGGUCUGAGUUUUAUGUCUGAAUGUUCUUUGAGACAGAGAU
This is a messenger RNA of Mollisia scopiformis, 6120 nucleotides long. RefSeq names its product WSC-domain-containing protein. The coding region runs from base 313 to 5937 and encodes 1874 amino acids. NCBI's taxonomy places the organism in Eukaryota, Fungi, Ascomycota, Leotiomycetes, Helotiales, Mollisiaceae. The record is from RefSeq and is a predicted model, not a curated record. The transcript is spliced from 6 exons.